GAAGCAGAACCAGACGAAGGAGAUCCGGAGCAGCAGCAGAACCCAAGCCGGACGGAGCCACUUCCACUGCAGCAGGGUUUUAAUCAUGAGUGUGGAUGAAGAUUCCCGCUGGCUGGAGUGGGUAACCAAACAGUUUGAGACCAUCGCUGGAGACGACAAAGAAAUUGACAUCGACGAGUUUAAAACUGCACUCAAAGUCAAAGAGUCUUUCUUUGCCGAGCGUUUCUUUGCUCUGUUCGACUCGGAUGGCAGCGGAUCCAUCAGUCUAGACGAGCUGCUCAAAGCUCUGAACCUCCUCAUCCACGGCGACGAGACCGACAAGCUGCGCUUUCUGUUCCAGGUCUACGACGUCGACGGCAGCGGUUCGAUCGACCCAGACGAACUGAGAACGGUUCUGAAGUCGUGUCUGCAGGAGAGCGCCAUCUCUCUGCCAGAAGAGAAACUGGACGACCUGACGCUGGUUCUGUUCGAGUCCGCCGACAAAGACAGCAGCGGCUCCAUCACCUUUGAAGAACUGAAAGCUGAGCUGGAGAACUUUCCAGAGGUGAUGGAGAAUCUGACCAUCAGCGCCGCUAACUGGCUGAAACCGCCAGAUCAGGAGCAGAAGAAGCCUCAGACGCCCCGGUACCUGACCCGGGCCUACUGGCAGAACAACAGCCGGAAGCUCCUGUUCCUGUGCAGCUACGUUCUGCUCAACCUGAUGCUGUUUGUCGCCGCCAUGUUGUACCACCGCAAAGGCGGCGGCUGGUUCAUGCUGGCCAAGGGCUGCGGCCAGUGUCUGAACUUCAACUGCACGUUCGUGAUGGUGUUGAUGCUGCGACGCUGUCUGACGUGGCUCCGGGCCACCUGGGUCGUCAGAGUCCUUCCUCUGGACCAGAACAUCCUGCUGCAUCAGAUCGUCGGCUAUGCCAUCCUCUUCUUCACACUAGUGCACACAGCGGCACACAUCAUCAACUUUGCCCGUAAGUCACAAAGCGGGGGGUUCAGUCUGUGGGAGUACCUGCUAACCACCAGGCCGGGGAUCGGCUGGGUGAAGGGGACGUCGUCGCUGACCGGGGUCAUCCUACAGCUGCUGAUCUGCCUCAUGGUGUUCUGCUCCAGCACAUUCGUCCGUCGCAGCGGACACUUCGAGGUGUUCUAUUGGACUCACCUGUCCUACAUCUGGGUCUGGAUCCUCCUCAUCAUUCAUUGUGCAAACUUCUGGAAGUGGUUUGUGGUUCCAGGCUUCGUCUUCCUGCUGGAGAAGAUCGUGGGAAUCGCCGUGUCUCGUAUCGGAGGCCUUUACAUCGUAGAAGUCAACCUGCUGCCGUCCAAGGUGACUCACCUGGUGAUCAGGCGUCCCCAGUUCUUCCAGUUUAAACCUGGAGAUUACAUCUACAUCAACAUCCCAGUGAUUGCCAAGUAUGAGUGGCACCCGUUCACCAUCAGCAGCGCCCCUGAGCAGCCAGAUACCAUGUGGUUACAUGUGCGCUCCAUGGGCCAGUGGACCAACCGGCUGUACGAAUACUUCAGACAGCCGGAGAGCCAGGCGGUUUGUCCCAAGCGGCUGGCCACCAGUCUGAGGAAGCGGCGCCAGGUGAAGAGGCAGCAGAAGGGCCAGAUGUUCCUUUCCUCUGAGUCACAGAAAGCCGUGGCUUCGAACCAGGAUGACACCAUCGAGCUGACGAUGUUCCGGCAGAACGGGUUGCAGUCCGGAUCGGCUUCAGACCCAGAGACUCUGGUGGAGUUUCCUCUGGAGGAGCCUGGGCUGACGGAGAGAGGAGAGACCCCACCUCUCAGAGAGGUUUCUGCCAAGUCUGGUGAGAAUCACCGAUUCUGCAACAUAAAGUGUUACGUAGACGGGCCGUACGGGACUCCGACCCGGCAGAUCUUCGCCUCGGAACACGCUGUGCUAAUCGGAGCAGGAAUAGGAAUCACACCUUUCGCCUCCAUCCUGCAAAGCAUCAUGUACCGGUACCGCAUGAGGAAGCACACCUAUCCCAACUGUAGCUCCUCAGGGUGUGAAAACGUUAAAGACAGCGACAUGAGGCUGCGUAAAGUCGACUUCAUCUGGAUCAAUAGAGACCAGAAGUCCUUCGAAUGGUUCGUUAGUUUGCUGACUAAGCUGGAGAUGGAGCAGGCCGACGGGGAGCCAGAAGGUCAGUUCCUGGAGAUGCACAUGUACAUGACCUCAGCGCUCAGCAAGAACGACAUGAAGGCCAUCGGCCUGCAGAUGGCGCUCGACCUUCUGGCCAAGAAAGAAGAGAAAGACUCCAUCACAGGUCUGAGGACCAGAACUCAGCCAGGCCGACCCGAAUGGGAGAAGGUUUUCCAGAAACUGUCCGAGGAAAACAAAGGAAAAGUUCACGUGUUUUACUGCGGCGCUCCGGCUCUGGCUAAAGUCAUCAAAGCUCAGUGUGAACACUUCGGCUUCAACUUCUACAAGGAAAACUUCUGAGGAUGUCUUUGUUCAUUUGAUUUUAUAUUUCUAUGAGGACAAAACCUGACAGAACACCAGCUGAAGGAAGCAAACUGCAGUCACACUAAAGAUGUAAGACUUAUUUAGACAUAGAGUUAAGUUUUAGUUAGAUUUAAUUUAGGGAUUCAGUUAUGAUGCUUAAAGUCUGCUCUGUAAAUAGAAUGUCUCUAUAUGCCAAUAUAUAAAUCAUAAUUGUUGGAAUUAAAAGUGAUAUUUUUUUCUGUUUUAAAGAAAUAAUAAAAACCAUGAACCAUAGAUCUCAGUCAGUCAUUUGUUACAGCUAGUCUUUGUUAAAUUCAAUAAAAGGAUAAAUUACACACAUUGAUUCAGUCUACUUUAAGCAUCUCUUUUCCUGGUAUAAUGCCUUGUCUCUCAUUCCUCGCAAAGCUGUCAUCAUCCUUGUAAGCUACGACACUCUUUCUUCCACACUUUUUCCUUCCACUCAACUUUCUACCUCUAUGUUUGAAUACAGCACAGUAAAGAACAGCUUCUUG
Xiphophorus maculatus (southern platyfish) is the source of this 2952-nucleotide messenger RNA. RefSeq names its product NADPH oxidase 5 (gene nox5). The record is from RefSeq and is a predicted model, not a curated record. Lineage: Eukaryota; Metazoa; Chordata; Actinopteri; Cyprinodontiformes; Poeciliidae. The transcript is spliced from 17 exons. The coding region runs from base 86 to 2437 and encodes 783 amino acids. Gene Ontology annotation, molecular function: calcium ion binding; superoxide-generating NAD(P)H oxidase activity. Gene Ontology annotation, biological process: defense response; superoxide anion generation. Gene Ontology annotation, cellular component: plasma membrane; NADPH oxidase complex.